AUUGGCCUCGACGCUCGCUUCACGGGCGGGCAUUAGGACCUAGGCUGUCGCCUCCGCUUUUAGAUCUCAACCAUGCGUGCCGACGUCGUGUAGAUAGCGCCAAACUACAGAAGCAGUCAGCGCGCGCCUCUGAAGCUACGCUCUUUUACUCUUUAUCCCCCCGUAGCUCUGCUCGUCUUUGCCUCGAUCUUCCAAGGACUUGCAACCCCAGUCAUUCUUUCUUGUGUAUCUUGUAUACACGUCCUUUCGUUCCGAGCAUCGUCCUGCACUGCGCCUUCCGCAUUCGGAUUCCCACAGCUUUUACCCGACACUCAUUUCGCUACCUAUGCGACGAUAGACACUACUUGGAUCGACAGUAAUCAGUUUAGCCUAUACACCCAGCGUACCACCUACGAGGAUAUCAGUAAAACACAUUCAUAAUUCAAGAUCACUGUCCGCCAUCGCGAGGUAUUAAUCAUAAUGUCGAACUGGUUUGGCGACUUGCAGUUGGCAUACAAGUACAUUGUUGUCUUCUUGUCACUUUUGGUCCUUACUAUCCUCGGUGGAUUCAUCAAGGUGUUGUACAACCGUCAGAAGUUGAAGAAAGCGAAGCAAACCGAGCUAGAGGCUGGACCCAAGGAGGACACUGUUGAACUGAACCAACGCGAGAAGGAUGAGGGUGAUCUGUUUGGUAUUCGCGCCAUCGAGGCUGGAUUCUACGCCGGAGUCGCCCAGUCACGACCUACCUCAAGAGCAGGAUCUAUGAUGGGCGACAACCCAACAAUGAGCACCAGCACCUUGGUCGGAGGAAGCGUCAACUCGCCGCUCAUGAAGGGACAGUCCAACAACAACAGCAUGCUCAGCCUGAACCUCAACGCCACCAAGGAACCUUCCGCACGACGAGCAUCUCCGCCUACCAUGAAACUCCGCCCAUCUGAGGCCGAGCUCAGUGGAAGACGCAAUCACAACGGCGCUGUCGAUAUGUCUCUUCAAGUUCCUCCUUCGCCUGGUCACCCGCGUGGUCCUACCUCUGCUGACUUUGGUGGCUCCGACAGCGACAGCGACGGUUUCACAUCUCCUCGGUCCAUGUCACCAACUGAUUUGAACCGCCAACAAUACGCACCAGCUCUCAUGGUAUCACACCACUCCGGAGAUGCCAACGCCAUCAAGUCACAGCAGGGAUCCUACCACAACUCGCCUGGUCAAUCACCGACGCCGCUUUCGCCCCACAACCCACCCACAGCCAAGUUGCCAUCGAUCCCCGGCCAUGCUUUGCGGAAGGAGUCCCGCUCUCCAUCGCCAGAGUACGACUACCCUCGCGUGCAGGUCCACGAGCCGAACUCUGAACCUUCGUCAUCCGCUCCCCAACCCCAACUACAGGCACGAACCUACUCGCCGCACCAUGAACGAGACGCAAGCGACGCGAGCAGCAUCUACAGCAGUGGCAACCGGCUAAGCACUUUCCAAGCAUACCAAGCUUAUCAGGAGGCAGCGCAAAAGAAGGAUUCGCAUAAUCAGGUUUUGCAAAAGCACAAGGCGGGCCGCUCAGCCUCUGCCGCCUCAACAGUCGAAUCCGGCCACACAUCGAUCCUUGCGUCUACUGACGACGAGACGGAACGCCGUCCCCAGUCAAGCAAUCUGCUUGCACCGGGUCAACAGGGGCAGGAUUCUCGACUCAGCGAGUUCUACGAGGCAUACUACCGCAACUCGCACCUUGGCCCAGCCCAGCCUGUCGAAGACAAGAAACAAUUCGCUGACCGACAAUCCACCAUCAUGGAAGUCGAUACCCCGAUGGCAUCGCCGAUGUUCCCUUCGAGCCAGCGCCCCGGCUCUGCCUUCUAGACGCCUUCGCUAUCAAUACUGCCAAGCUUGAGCAACACGUCGAAGACGCACUUAUGAUCUUGUGUAUACUCGUACCUAUGUACAUACAACUUCCACCGGCAGGCUCUUCCACUUUUCACACCUGGCGGAGACACUUUAUUGGCGAGACGUUUCCUUGGUCCUGUGAGGUGUAAUCGCACAUGCUUCUGGGCUCUUCGUUCCCAUCUUUCCUUCAUUUGGGGCCGAUUAUCUGGGACACGUUGACGACACAAUGACUUGGACGAUUCGGGGAUGAAUCGGACUUGCGUGGGCAACGACAAAAAGGCAGAGGGUUCACCACGACGAGACGCAUGCUUGCUUCAUUACCACUAUAUACCUACACCACACCAUGUACUGGCUUUAUUCGUAAUUUCUAUUAGAGUACCGUAGCGUACGCGGCGCCGUCUAUGCAGCGCUUUGAAUAUACACAGCUCGGCAGAGUUGCUUUCUGAAUUUCCAAGGUAUAGAGUUUGUGCGAAAC
Alternaria rosae is the source of this 2320-nucleotide messenger RNA. RefSeq lists its product as uncharacterized. The transcript is spliced from 4 exons. Bases 460 to 1821 code for a protein of 453 amino acids. Lineage: Eukaryota; Fungi; Ascomycota; Dothideomycetes; Pleosporales; Pleosporaceae. The record is from RefSeq and is a predicted model, not a curated record.